Messenger RNA from Canariomyces notabilis, 516 nucleotides. RefSeq lists its product as uncharacterized. The transcript has a single exon. Lineage: Eukaryota; Fungi; Ascomycota; Sordariomycetes; Sordariales; Chaetomiaceae. The coding region runs from base 1 to 516 and encodes 171 amino acids. The record is from RefSeq and is a predicted model, not a curated record.
AUGUCACUACCACCAAUCUCUCAUAGUAUUGAAGUCCACGGCUCCGCGGCACGAACCGAAGAAGGAACGCUGAAGGCCACGCCAAAGGGCUUUGGGACUGUGCUUACACCAGAAGGCGACCCCCCUACAAGGGAGGAACGCUGGGACUGGGUGCAUCUUCCCCUUACUCUGAACACGCGAGCCUCCAACCAUGCCACCAAGAAAAUCAUCCCAGUGGAUUUCACAGUUCGAUUCGCAAAGGGCGCAAAGGCGCAAAUCGAUGGGGUGCAUUUGUACCAGGCCAACGACCUCUUUCACCGACACCUUACUCCCUUCUCUGGAACAAGUAUCCAUGACGACCGCGGUUCCAUCAUACCCGAGGACAAAAGGGUAGAUGUGAACAAUGGAAUGGGGAUCACGUUGAAAGUGACUAUACAGGGUGGCAGUGCCAACGAUCCGGACCGCUGGCUUACAGUCUCCUCAGCAGCUAUGAAGUUUGCCGAGGUUGAUCGCCGUCCGAGCCCUCCGAGCCCAUGA